CGGAUUAUGUUUUGUGACGGACAACAACACAGGCAAACUAGCCAGCUGAUGACGGCGAAGUACCCGAGUUGAAACCUGUCACGACGGCGUAAAAAAACAGUUUCGGGGUUUACAACGAAUGUCAUUUAGAUCCUAGUCCUUGAAAGUGUUCCAUAAGCGAAUAAAUGUCUGAGACAUCAGAGCCUCCAAACAACAAAGAAGAGGAGGAAACUACAUCUGAACCAGAGGAGCAAUCUGAAGACAGCAGUGAGGAGGAAGCGGCUGGGAACUCUGAGAUGGAUUUCUUGCGGAACUUGUUCUCCCACACUCUGGGCAUCGGAUCCCCAGAAAAGGUUUUGGAUGACUUGACUUUGGAAGGAGUCGCCAAAUACAUUCUGAGUGGCAAAUGUAAAAACAUCAUCUGCAUGGCUGGAGCAGGUAUAUCCACAUCGGCUGGGAUUCCCGAUUUUCGCUCACCUGAUACUGGGCUGUAUGCAAACCUGCAGAAAUAUAACCUGCCCUACCCGGAAGCCAUCUUCCAAAUAGAUUACUUCAAGAAACAUCCAGAACCUUUCUUUGCCUUGGCCAAGGAGCUUUAUCCAGGACAGUUUAAGCCGACCGUGUGUCACUACUUCAUGAAGCUGCUGAAGGACAAAGGCCUCCUCAGGCGCUGUUACACGCAGAAUAUUGACACCCUGGAGCGAGUGGCCGGGCUCGAGAGUGGGGAUCUAAUUGAAGCCCACGGAACCUUUUUCACAUCCCACUGCGUCAAAUUCACUUGCCGCAAAGAGUACAACUUGGACUGGAUGAAAGAAAGAAUCUUUUCUGAUGAUAUUCCCAAAUGUGAAAAAUGCAACAGUCUGGUCAAACCAGAUAUUGUCUUUUUUGGAGAGAGCCUUCCAGUCCGGUUCUUCACAUCAAUGAAGAUGGACUUCCCACGUUGUGAUCUUCUCAUCAUCAUGGGGACAUCUCUGCAGGUUCAGCCUUUUGCAAGUCUGAUUAGCAGGGUAUCAAAAAGCUGCCCAAGGUUGCUCAUCAACAUGGAAAAAGCAGGCCAGGCUGAUCCUGUAUUAGGUCUGCUGGGUUUUGGUGGAGGAAUGGACUUUAACUCAGACAAAGCUUACAGAGAUGUUGCUCAUAUCACUACAUGUGAUGAUGGCUGUAUGGCACUAGCUGACCUGCUGGGAUGGAAGGCGGAGUUGGAAGAAUUAGUGAAGCGAGAGCACGCCAGGAUCGACAGUCAGGACAAGGAGGAGAGCAAGUCAAGUGAGAGCAAAGGUGCAAGCUCUUCAUCCGUAAUCUGAAGCUUCCACUGCAGACCAACAUGCUCCCAGAAUUCCUCUCACAUCCCAUGCUUUUGUAAAUAUGUUUUUUUGCACUUCAAUUAAGAUAACAUGCUUCUGAUUCUCUCUGAAUGCUAAUGUGGUCUAUCACAUCACACAGCUCUAUCUGUCGUCUGUACGGGUUGUUUUGACUACAAUAAACUGUGAGAUUUUUCACCUGCUUUGAACAAUACACAGGAAGUUGACCUAGUUUAGACCAUGGAGGGUAAUAUAUUUAUUACAAGAGUGGCAAGCUGGGAAAAUGUUCGCCCAAUCAUUUAAUGUUUGUUUGUUUCUUCAUCAAUUUAUGUAACCAUCUAACAAGUUGGGAUGGUUCCCACACAGUUAUAGUAUAUCACAGACUAACAGCGUCUUGUAAGUAAACAUGGUGGAUGGUUAAUAUACGUGUGCAAUAUUAGGAAGAAGUGAAAUUUUCAAAUGUCCGUUUCUAAUUAAAGGUAUUCAUUAUUUUAAUUUAUAUUCAUUUGCCAUAUUGAACAGCGUAGUGUUGCAUGAAAUAAUAACAUAGUUAGGAGUGACACAGGAGCAGUAACAUCUGAUGAGUUUACACAAUCUUAACUUGCGUAUAAAAAGUCAUGAAAACAAAAUGACUGGCAAUAAAUUUUAUCUUUGUAAAACUCU
This is a messenger RNA of Hippocampus comes (tiger tail seahorse), 1943 nucleotides long. RefSeq names its product sirtuin 2 (silent mating type information regulation 2, homolog) 2 (S. cerevisiae) (gene sirt2). The coding region runs from base 165 to 1283 and encodes 372 amino acids. The transcript is spliced from 17 exons. The record is from RefSeq and is a predicted model, not a curated record. Gene Ontology annotation, molecular function: NAD+ binding; histone deacetylase activity, NAD-dependent; transcription factor binding. Gene Ontology annotation, cellular component: nucleus. NCBI's taxonomy places the organism in Eukaryota, Metazoa, Chordata, Actinopteri, Syngnathiformes, Syngnathidae.